AUGACUACUAAAAUUCAAGAGGAAGCUAUAAAGGAACCAUUGGCAAGUGAUAACACCCAAUACCAAAACCAGCCAUACAGCACUGGAGUGAUCUCUACACUUGGAUAUCAAACAACCACCAGCUAUCCAUACAAUACUGGUCAAACUACUUUAACAACCAAUGCCUAUGAUUACACUGGUGGUCAACAAUACAUGACCACUGGAUACAACAACGGUCAAAUAAGUGGAAAUAUCUAUGGAAAUGUUGGAAAUAAUGGAUAUCCCUAUGAUGGUCAAUACACCUCUACAGGUAAUCUCUACGGAAAUAAUGAUGGUGGAAUCUAUCAAACAUCUGGAUAUCAAUCUUACGGAGGAAAUCCAAUGAAUGGAAAUUUCUAUGGAGGCAAUGGAACUGGAUCUAUUUUGGUAUCCAAUGGAAGAAAUCUCCUUGAUAGCAGUAGAGGUGAAUAUCUCCAAUCGAAUGAUCAGAUCUUCAAAUUAGUGAUGCAAAAUGAUGGAAACUUGGUUCUAAAGAGAUUCGAUCAUCCAAUUGAUGCUACCCAUACCUGGCACAAAGGAAGCAAGCCAUACCGAGCAAUCAUCGAAAAUGAUGGUUACUUUAGAAUCCGUGAUAAAAAUGGAAAGGCUACAUUCACCAAAGGAAGACCAGGUCAAGGUCCUUAUCGUCUAGUGCUCCAGGACGACAGCAGAGUGAUCCUCUAUGAUGCAAACGGUCAAUCAACUGUUAUCUUAUAA
Heterostelium album PN500 is the source of this 735-nucleotide messenger RNA. RefSeq lists its product as uncharacterized. NCBI's taxonomy places the organism in Eukaryota, Evosea, Eumycetozoa, Acytosteliales, Acytosteliaceae. The record is from RefSeq and is a predicted model, not a curated record. The transcript has a single exon. The coding region runs from base 1 to 735 and encodes 244 amino acids.